Prorocentrum cordatum is the source of this 1467-nucleotide messenger RNA. The record is from the annotation of a GenBank genome assembly. Lineage: Eukaryota; Dinophyceae; Prorocentrales; Prorocentraceae.
AUGGGGAUCUCGAAGGCCAAGAUCACGAUGGAGAGCGACGCAAGGGCGCCGGCCUCUGCCGCCGGCCGCCCGGUGCUGGCGGAGCAAGAGCGCCGGGAGGCCGAGCAGGAGUCGGCCGUGCUGAAGAAGAAGAACCGGAAGUCGGAGGAGGCCGUCACCGCUUCGCAGCAGGCCCAGGAGAAGGCCGAGAAGGAGAUGUCCGUGGUCGGGGACAGGGUCCAGCAGCUGCAGACACAGAACUCGUACUUGGCCAGCCGCAUCGACAGCCAGGAAGAGGAGAAGAGUGCGAUCAAGGUCGAGAUCAAGAAGGUGGCCGACCGUUGCUCCAGCCUCUCGGCCGAGAACACGAAGCUGCGGGACGAGAUCGGCCGGCUCGAGGAGGAGGUGGCCACGAUCGACAGCGACGCCCAGGCAAUCAAAAAGGAGCUCGACUACAUCAAGCGCGAGGACGUCCUGGACGAAGCUGGCAGGCAGAGGCCCGUCCUCAUCCAGUCCGCCGAGUCGGACCUCCUGGAGAAGCUGCAGAUCAACGAGUUCCUGUACGAGGCGCAGCAGGCGCGCAACCCGACGCCCCCUCUCAUCGAGAAGAUCGCCCAGCUCCUGGCCAUGCUGCACGAGGGCCAGUCCAGAUCCGACCAGUACCUCAACGAUCUCUCCAAGUCGAACGGGCUCGUUGCGGCUCUUCGGCAGAGGAAUAUGGCCCUCUUCAGCCGCACGCAGGAGUUCGACUCCUUCAAGACGAGGGCCCUGCUGAGGUACAUCAUGAAUCUCAUCGAGUUCGACAACAUCUCGAGCCUUCACUUGGACGGCCUCAGUUUUGGUCCGCGCGAGAUCGACGAGAUGAUGAGCCUGGUGCAGCGCUACGAGGCGCAGGAUAGGGUCCACUACCUCAGCCUCCAGGACAACGCCCUGGACUCCAGCGCGAUCGGGCUGGUAAUGCAGCUCGUGUACACCCUGCCGUACCUGCGCGCGCUGGACCUCAGGCAGAACCACCUGGACCCCGAGUGCGCCAGGAAGCUCGAGGAGCAGCUUCGUGCCAUCGAAGGCGUCACGGGCGUCGUGCGCACCGCCAAAGGGAUCAUAAACGUACACAGCGGCAGCCAGAUCCGCAUUUGCGUUGACGUGAGCGACCAGACCCCGAAAGACAUGGCGGCCAAAGAGAUCGAUUUCAGUGUUCAGCAGGAGCUGAGCUACCAGGACGCGGACCCGUUCCUCGCCUCCGGCGCCGGCGCCUCGCAGGCCCCGUGGGCGAGGAGCGCGGCGGCGACGCACGAGGUCCAGCAGCUGCCGCAGCGGGGCCAGGGCGGCGCGCGGGCGACGCCCGAGCCCGCCAGCGCCACGGAGGUGCCGCAGGCCAGCGGCGAGCGGGCGCCGUCGCGCGAGGAGCCUCAUUAUAUUUGGUUGCCUGGCGCUACUAGAGGAUACAUAGUCCUCCGGGCAACUCCUGCUCAACAACGUGCAGGCUAG